AUGGGAAGAUUUACACCCAAAGUGAAACGAUUUGUUUCACGAUUUAAGAAUGACAAUCCAUCGUCCCAAUCCCCAGUCGAUCUUCCCGUCGACCCUACCGUCGUAGCCCAACAGUCCCCUCGCGAAGACAGCCCCGCUUCUUUGAACACGACAAGCCCUCCCCAUAAGAUCUGGAACCAAGCUUACGCCGAGUUGAAGAAACCCGAGAAUGAGCAAGCUAUUGUUGAAGCAUAUGAGAAGAUACUAACUACGUAUCUAUCACCGACGACCGAGACGACCCAGGAAAGCAACGGAGCACAAAACCUCAUCCAUAGGGAUCCUGCAAAAAGGUGGAAGCAGAUGGAACAGCUAGUCCAGGAAGGCCUUGAGAAAACCGCCAAGGAUGCAGACAGAAAAGAGAAAGUCAACCAAUGGAUUACAAUCAUUAAGCCUUUGCAGGACGCUGUCAGUACGGGUAUCAAAGCUGCACCAGAUGCUGCUAUUCCAUGGGCUGGUGUUUGUUGUGCUCUUGAGGUUUGGUCCCCCACUCCCUUGACCGAGCCCAAGAAGAAUCGAGACGGUAUGACCUAUGUGUUGUCGCGAAUGCAGUGGUAUUGGGAAUUAUCGCGAUCAGUCCUUGACGAAAACCUUUCGAGUACGGCGACCCGAUCUUUACAAGCGGAACUGGAGAAGCAGUUGGCGAAACUCUAUGAAAGGCUACUUCUAUUCCAGAUGAAAAGCGUCAUCACUUAUCACCGCAGCCGCCUCGCAGUCUUUCUUAGAGACCUGCCCAAGCUUGAUGACUGGGCAACUCUAGUAUCAGAAGUCAAGGAUGCUGAAAAUGUUGUUAUGAGAGAUGUUGAACAGUACAACACGCUUGAUAUGAGAACUAGCCUUCGGGGCAUCUUGUCAUCGGCAGAGGGGCAAGUAAAACGAAUGGCCGAAAUCUUCCACCAGAACGAGACACACUAUGCAUGGGUGAGAGAGGAGCGCCACAAGGAGAAAGAUGACAACUGCUUGAGAGAUUUAUACAAGACUGAUCCUCGACACGACAAGCGCUCCAUCAUCAAUGCCAAGGGUGGGCUUGUUUACGACUCCUAUCGCUGGGUGACGGAGAAUCGACAAUACAAGCAGUGGUACGAAGAUGGAAGUAACCGUUUGCUGUGGAUCAAGGGUGAUCCUGGCAAAGGGAAAACCAUGCUUCUCUGUGGCAUUAUCAACGAGCUUGAGAAAUCCAAGCCCAAUGCCGUAUUCUACUUCUUUUGCCAGGCUGCAGAUCCAUCCCUUCGAAGUGCUAUCUAUGUGCUUCGAGGCCUUAUCUGGUCGUUGGUUAGGACACGUCCAAGCCUUAUCUCCCAUGUCAGAGAAGAAUACGAUCAAACUGGGGCAGAUAUCUUUUCCAACCACAAUGCCUGGCACGCUCUAUCCGAAAUGUUCACCGCAAUUGCGAACGACGAAGCCAGUGCGGACUGUGUGUUUGUAGUUGACGCUUUGGAUGAAUGUACUGACGGCCAUGAGCAGCUCAUUGAUCUCAUAUCUCGACUUUACAAUACUUGCAAAGCAAAAUGGAUCAUAUCAAGUCGCAACUGGCCCACGAUCGAAGGGCAGCUCAAUGACGUGGCAGCAGAAGCCCAACUACAGCUAGAGCUCAAUGCCAACGCAAUUGCGGAGGCUGUCCACUAUUUUAUAAAUCACAAGGUCGAAGAGCUUGCUCGUAGGAAACGUCUCCAUGACGAUGUACGAGCCAAGCUUUACGAGCACCUCGUUGCAAACGCGGAUGAUACAUUUUUGUGGGUUUCUUUGGUUUGCGACGAAUUGGGAAAGCUUAAUGUUGCAGCUCAUCGCAUUUUGCAAGUUGCGCAUUCUUUCCCUGCUGGCCUUAAGGAACUGUACAAGAAAAUGAUGGAUAGAAUGAACCAGUCUCCAGACAAGAAGCUUUGCGAAGCUGUCCUUGCCCUGUCUGCUGUGGCUAUCAGACCCCUUACCCUAUUGGAGAUCGCUACGUUGGAUGGAAGACUGGAAGACUUUUUGGGAGAACCUAAAGCGAUUAAUGACAUUGUAAGAUCAUGCGGUUCAUUCUUGACCAUCCGAGAAGAUACCGUCCAUAUAGUCCACCAGUCGGCAAGAGACUAUCUGGUUGAAGCUUCUGAGAUUUUCCCCUUGGGAAAAGUACAGCAGCACUACGAAAUCUUCGUCAGCAAUUUGAACAUUAUGGAUGGGAAGCUCCAUCGAAACAUGUACCAAUUGGAGUCUACCGUCUUGAUUGAUGAGAUCACCCCUCCUGAACACCAGCCCCUGAAUGGGAUGCAGUACACUUGCGUUCACUGGGUUGAUCACUUCGAUGAGUGGUAUUCCACAGAAAGUCACAAUUCAGACCUAGACAGCUCGGCUUACGGCCUACUUCUUACCUUUUUUACAACAAAGUGCCUAUACUGGUUUGAGGCUAUGAGCAUGUUGCAUCAUGUCAAUGACAUAAUCAAGGCAGUUCAGAGACUAAAAGAGCUGGCAAGUCAGAGGAUCCAAUCCGGACCACAGGAGCUUAAAGACUUGAUUGAAGACACUGUCCGUUGGACUCUUAACCACCGAUCAAUCAUGGAUAAUGCGCCAAUGCAACUUUAUGAUUCCGCAUUGCUUUUCAGCCCUCAACGGAGUAAGAUACGACAGUGCUUUGAUACCGAAGCCCCAAAGUCCAUUGAGACAUUGUGUUCAUCGUUUCACGAAUGGGAUGCAUGUCUUCUAACCAUAUCAGGAGUCUCUUCCGAAUUUCAAUCAGUGUUAGAGGUAUCUCCUGACCGCACAAAGCUUGUAACACUAAGAGAUGAUAACCGCGCGAUUUUCAUAUUUGACGCUCUCACCGGCGAUCACUUAAGAUCCUUUCAAGCUGACGCCCCGGGAACAUUCCGAUCCGUGUCGUAUCACCCAGACGGGAAGCAUUUGGUGUCUCUAUCUGAGGACCGGAAGAUUAUGAUGUGGGACAUUGGCAACCAGAAAUGCGUCCGGUGGUUCAAGUCGAGUAAAUGUGAAGAGCCAUUGACAGGAAAAGGGCGGAGGCGCGAUCACAUAUAUCGUUUACCCUUUUCGACGGAUGGCCGCUUAUUGGCAUUGUCUUCUGAAAACAACAAUAUCCAACUCUGGGACUUCUGGGAAAGGGUCUGCCGAUGCACAUUCUAUGAUAGCGGCCUGCACGAAGAUCACAGAAUGAAAUGGUUUGAUUGGGGACUCGAUGAAUCAAAUACACCACUACUCCUCGUUGUGAAGUAUUUUGACAAACAAUCAUCCGUUCAGAUUGACGUUUGGAAUUCCGAAACCGGAAAACAACUAUCAAACAGUGUAGAAAUUGGUAGCGGAUUUCAAACGGCGGCAGUUGGACCCGAUGGACGAAGACUGGCCGUGGCUACUGAUGGGGGUAUUAGUAUUGUCCGAUGGGAUGCGGAUCUUACCCUACAGGAGAUCAUUGCCCGGCACUCUAUCAAUCCUGUUCGGCAUAUCACAUGGGCGGCUGAUGGAAAGUCACUCGCUAUAGCCGCCGGGCUCGGUAUCGUACUGUGGGACUCCGAAAGGCUCGCAGAAUUGUUUAAACUAUCUGUACCCUUACAGCUCAUCACGGCGCUUUGCUUUGGAAAAGACAAUCGUCUAGCCUCGAUAGGCUACAGGGAUCACACAAUGAAUAUCUGGAGUGUUGAAAUUAACUCGGAUCUACCAGUUUUUGUUCAAGAAGUGACCAAUAGUCUACCUCUAUCACUAGAGCAAGGACUAAACGAGAAUCUUGUAGUUUUGAACUACACCAGAAAGUUCGAGUUUCUGAACGCUGUUACCGGCAACGCACAGCAAAGCAUUCCCCACUCCGCUUCUGAACCUCAAGAUUUCCAGUUUGGGCCUGAACACUAUUUCGCAGUGCUCUCAGGCGUCGGCAUAAUUGAGAUCUGGGACCUAGAAUCCGGCGACUGUAUAAACAAGUUUCAGAUAGACGAAGGCAUAAACGAUGAAGACUUCGAUGAUACUGACCUUGACGAUUGGCCUGAAGCGAUGGCUCUCGGAACAUCUGGCCAGAUUGUCUCCAUUGGGAGACAGCUCAGGAUGUGGAACGUAGUCACUGGCACCUCACUGGAUAUUCCACAUUCAUUUGAGAAGGCACGAUAUCGUUGCUGUGCAUACUCGAGCGAUGGCCGCCUCGCUUACAACUGGAAUGACUCUACAGUUGCGAUUUGGGGCUGUGAUUGGAUGAAAGAAAGACAACACUCUCUGGAAGUGGGCCAGAUAUCUGGACUCUCGUUCAACGCAAAUGGGCUAUUAUUGAUAGAGAGUGCUGGCAUGGUGGAGAUCUGGAACUGCGAAGAUGGCAGCAUGCUCCAAUACUUUUGUCUACGGGAGGGGAUAGUACCAAUGGCUUGGGACCCACAAUAUCAGUCAGGAUUGGAUACCAAAUUUGGGAUCAUCGACCUAGAAGCCGAGGGGGAAGAUGAUUAUCGGUAUAAGACUUCUAGAGCAGAUGCGGACUUUCCGUGGUGUCCGCGAAGCUUAAGACUGGCCUGGACUGAAAGGUCUGCAUGGCUGAUGAAGGGCAGCAAGAGGGUUUUGUGGAUUCCACGCGAAUCCGUCAAUCGGCAUCUCUUUUCUGUCAGGACUAACCUGGAAACACGUAUGUCUACUGUGGCAAUGGUACAUAGCGGCCAUAUCAUGAUCCUCCGGAUUUCGGCUAGAGAUUCUUGA
Fusarium sp. VM40 is the source of this 4689-nucleotide messenger RNA. NCBI's taxonomy places the organism in Eukaryota, Fungi, Ascomycota, Sordariomycetes, Hypocreales, Nectriaceae. The record is from the annotation of a GenBank genome assembly.